AUGGCCGACUUGGACCUGGAUGCUUCAUUUAUUCCAGCUCUACACAAACCAGCAGCUUUGCUUCCUAUCGCAAAACACCGCGAAAGCUUGCUAUAUGUCAUCGAAAAACACCCCGUCACCAUCGUCAUAGGCCAAACAGGCUCUGGAAAAACAACUCAGAUCCCGCAGUUCUUGGACCAAGCAGGAUGGUGUUCAGAUGGGAAAAUAAUCGGUGUCACUCAGCCUCGCCGUGUUGCAGCAACCACAGUAGCGGUACGCGUUGCUGAAGAAGUUGGCUGUGAGCUAGGCAAAGAGGUUGGAUACUCAAUUCGCUUCGAGGAUGUGACCUCGGCCUCAACCAAGAUAAAGUUUCUCACAGACGGUCUCCUCAUCAGGGAGGCUCUUGUUGACCCGCUGUUGACGCGCUACUCAGUCAUCAUGGUUGAUGAGGCACAUGAGAGAUCUAUCAGUACCGAUGUCUUACUGGGUCUUCUAAAGAAAAUUCGCCGGAAGCGACCUGAGUUGCGUAUCAUCGUCAGUAGUGCUACCCUACAAGCAAAAGAGUUUUUGGACUUUUUCACAUCGAGCAGUGAUGAUCAAACCAACAGCAAGAACGGUGACAACGAGAAGAAAGAUGAGAUUAGUGCCAUCGUAAGUCUUGAGGGAAGAACAUAUCCCAUAGAUACACUAUAUCUAGAGUCACCGGCAGAAAACUAUGUCGAGAAGGCUAUCGAUGUCGUUUUCGACAUACAUACCCAAGAAGGCGAAGGAGAUAUACUAGUCUUCUUGACUGGUAGAGAGGAGAUUGACAAUGCAAUACAGGCAGUCAGCGAGCGCAUGAUGGAUCUUAGUUCCAAGUACGGCCCUUUGAUGCCAUUGCCACUAUAUGCCGGCUUGUCGACAGAACAGCAGAUGUAUGUGUUUGACAAGCCAUCUGAGGGCACUCGAAAGGUCGUAUUCUCAACAAAUAUUGCAGAAGCGUCAGUCACAAUCGAUGGAAUCGUUUUCGUGAUUGAUAGUGGCUUUGUGAAAUUGAGAGCAUAUGAUCCAAGGACAGGCAUAGAGUCACUCACUGCCACACCGGUUUCCAAGGCAGCUGCAUCUCAACGUGCUGGACGUGCUGGACGAACAAAACCUGGAAAAUGUUUCCGGUUAUAUACCGAGCAAAGCUACCAAUCAUUGCAAGAUGCCAAUAUUCCUGAGCUACAGCGGUCGAAUCUGGCACCUGUUGUUCUCCAACUCAAAGCUUUGGGUAUAGACAAUAUUGUGCGGUUCGAUUUUCUCUCCCCACCACCGUCUGAACUUAUGGCAAAAGCCCUCGAGCUACUAUGCGCCCUUGGAGCUCUGGACGAAUAUGCCAAGCUUACUCGACCGAUGGGUUCGAGGAUGGCUGAGCUAGCUGUUGAACCGAUGAUGGCCAAAACGUUACUGGCAGCACCAUCAUUUGGAUGCCUUAGUGAGAUGUUGACCAUCGCUGCCAUGACAAGCCUCGGAGGCAGUGUGUGGUUCUCACACGAGGGUGAAAGAAAGAAGAUGGAAACGUCACGCAGAAAGUUUGCCGUCGAGGAGGGCGACCAUCUGACACUGCUCAACGCCUACCAAGCCUUUGUCACCAAGGGCCGGAAAGAAGCAAAGUUUUGUCACGAGAACAACCUCAACUACAAGUCGAUGAGUCGAGCGAUCAGCAUUCGAGCACAACUAAAACGGUAUCUUGAACGAUUCAGUAUUAAUGUGGAUGAAACUCUCGCCGGUCAAAUAUCAUCGGAAGACAACGCCAAAAAGGCAGAGCAGAUCCGCCGUUGUCUUACAUCGGGCUACUUUGCCCAUGCGGCAAGGAUGCAGCCAGACGGGACGUUUCGCAACGUGGAGGGUAACAUGGUUCUUCACGUACAUCCGACUUCACUCAUGUUCAACCGCAAGGCAGACUGGGUCAUCUUCCAUGAAGCGAUGGAAACUGGUAGCAAGAUAUUCAUCAGGGAUGUCACCAAGAUCGAGAAGACCUGGCUCUUGGAGUAUGCACCAGAGUUCUACCAGAUCACGACCGAUCGACGGGGAUGA
Fusarium pseudograminearum CS3096 is the source of this 2037-nucleotide messenger RNA. RefSeq lists its product as uncharacterized. Gene Ontology annotation, molecular function: RNA binding; ATP binding. The record is from RefSeq and is a predicted model, not a curated record. Gene Ontology annotation, cellular component: catalytic step 2 spliceosome; intracellular anatomical structure. Lineage: Eukaryota; Fungi; Ascomycota; Sordariomycetes; Hypocreales; Nectriaceae. Bases 1 to 2037 code for a protein of 678 amino acids. The transcript has 2 exons.